Messenger RNA from Metschnikowia bicuspidata var. bicuspidata NRRL YB-4993, 1059 nucleotides. RefSeq names its product Stp4p (gene STP4). The transcript has a single exon. Gene Ontology annotation, cellular component: nucleus. Bases 1 to 1059 code for a protein of 352 amino acids. The record is from RefSeq and is a predicted model, not a curated record. NCBI's taxonomy places the organism in Eukaryota, Fungi, Ascomycota, Pichiomycetes, Serinales, Metschnikowiaceae.
AUGUCAAACAAGAUGGAAUAUAGGCUCCCGCCCAUCAACUCCCUUUCUUUGAACUUCCCCCUACUGAUUCCGCAGUCAUACCACAGCGGCGCACAGCAUGUGCAUGGCUUGUCGUCACCCCAAAUGGCAGCCCACGGAUUUCUGCGAGGCAGCUUUUUGCACGCCAAUCACGUGUUGCCCCAGGCGCCGCCACUUGCGGGGCCUCCGCGGGCAAGUGCAUACGGGGCGCCAAGCUGGCUCCCGCUGACUGUGCCGGCCACGCAUAUUUCUGGCCAGCCCGCCCGUCCUUCUCCAGCAGGUUUUCCAGUGGGGCUCGCCGAGUACACGCUUUCGCAGCCAAGCGCGGCGCGGGGCGCGGAAUGCAGCCCGCCGCAGGUCGCCGCGGUAGGCGUGCCGCCCAUGCAUGUGGGCUCCAACAGCUUGCCCCUAAAAUCCCUGGCACAAGGCGCCGCUCCGUUUUUGCAGCAGCCUUCGCCGUCGUCGACACGCCGGUCGUCGUCGAUCUCGCCCUUGGUGCGCUCCGCAGAUUCGCCGCAGGAAGGCGCCGAGUCCGACGCCGCGCCGUCCAUCUGCGCGAGCGCGGACGCCAGCGGGCAGUCCGACCAGGCCCGCGAACUCAAACGCCGCAAGAAGCGCCAGUGCCCCGAGUGCCGUCUUUUUUUCUCCAACUUGGCCACCCACAAAUCCACGCACUUGAACCCGACGGCGCGGCCGCACGUGUGCAAUGUUUGCAGCCGUGGGUUUGCGCGGCCCAACGACUUGUCCCGCCACUACAAGUGCCACUGGAAGGAGACGGGGGCAGACAAUGGGCAGUUCAAGUGUCCCUUCAAGAACGGGCCCGCGCCUGGCCAGUGCAGUCAUACGCUGGGCAUUUUCUCGCGGUGCGACACCUACAAAAACCAUUUGAAGGCUAUUCACUUUGACUACCCGGGCGGCACUCGCAAGAACGAGCGUGCAACCAGCCCGGGCUGCUGCGGCCUGUGCCAGAAGCAGUUUCUGAGUGUGGACGAGUGGCUCGUCACGCACGUGGACACUCAGCUGUGCGAGUCCAUGCACUAG